Molecule: messenger RNA, 2095 nt
Organism: Spodoptera frugiperda (fall armyworm)
Lineage: Eukaryota; Metazoa; Arthropoda; Insecta; Lepidoptera; Noctuidae
Product: chromobox protein homolog 5
Exons: 5
Coding region: 124-705 (193 amino acids)
Biological process (GO): chromatin organization; negative regulation of transcription by RNA polymerase II
Cellular component (GO): pericentric heterochromatin; nucleus
Molecular function (GO): chromatin binding
Source: RefSeq, a predicted model, not a curated record
GACUGUCUCGGCUUCUUGAGACGCCAUUUUAAGAAAUUUCACGACGGCUGACGCUUCGUUACGGUAACCGUGUUUUGCCAUUUAAUUAUUUCUCUGUAAAUUAUUACAUAGAAAAGAUUUAAAAUGGGUAAAAAGGAUAAAAAAGGUGAUACAAGUGAGGCAUCAAGUGAAGAAGAAUAUGUUGUAGAGAAGGUUCUCGACAAACGUACUGUAAAAGGCAAGGUACAAUACCUGCUGAAAUGGAAAGGUUACAAGGAGGAGGAGAGCACAUGGGAACCAGUGGAGAAUCUCGACUGUGAGGAGCUGAUUAAGACCUUUGAGGAAAAUAGGAAGGAAAAAGAAAAAGAGCCAAAAACUAAGAAACCAGAAGACCGUGGCAAAAAACGAGUCCGAGAGUCCAGUGAGGAGACUUCCUCUGGUCGCAAGGGCCGUGGCACCAGUGUAUCAUCUGCUGACGACCACAAGGACUCCAAGAGGGAACGCAAGGAAGACAAAUCAAAGUCUGGCUUCGAUAAAGGGCUGAAAGCUGAAAAGAUUAUAGGUGCAUCAGAUGCAACAGGAGAGCUGAUGUUUUUAAUUAAAUGGGCUGAUUCUGAUGAGGCAGAGCUGGUGCCUGCUAGAGUAGCUAAUGUCAAGUGUCCUCAACAGGUGAUUGCUUUCUACGAAGAGAGGCUUACGUGGCACACGCCGGCGGAGUCAGAAUGAUAUAGAAUCGCAUGUGGCAUGCCGAGUAUCCGAUAUGGCGGGGACUACUUCUACGUCCGCGCCUUGGAGAUUCGUGAGCGUCAACGCCACAUAUAACACGCGACGCCAAGGAGUGUUACAUGCGAUGCAUCUACCAUUUAAAUAGUAUUCAUAAUAAUGUUAUUAAUAUUGAAAGCUAUAAUGUGAGAAGAUGUGGUUAAUUUAUGUUGGAUAGAUUCCCUCGGACAGAGUCCGAUUUUGUGUAUUCUUGUGAAUGUGUAGUUUAUAAGCAAUGUUUUGUGGCAGUAGUGGGUCACCGGCUUCAUCUUUUCAUCAUUUGCAUAUUAGGCUUGGUAUAUACUUAGAUAUUUCUUACAUGUCAGGUAGAUCUUAGCUCUGUAGUAAGUAAAUACAGGUGAGUUUCAUCACUGUCUAAACUUGAUCGUGCAACAACAUUGAAUAGAUUUAUUUUUAUACAGAUACAGAUGAAAUUUGGAUUGUGAUUAACGAGUUCCUGUAUAUUUAUUUACUAAGGCAAUUUUUCUCAAAAGACUUCUCUCACUUCUUCCAGUGAUUUAUAAACCAUGUAAUGUGUUUUUUUGUUUCUAGUAACAAGAUUUUUUUGUACUUUAGUGUAGUACCAACUAAUGUUACAAGCUGAAGAGAUAGAUCUCUCUCUGUGUAACAGUUUCAUGUGAUUUAGGUACGGAAACAGGCUAAAAUAUAGCCCAUGUUUAUAUUUUUGCAAGAAUUCAGAGUGAGAAGCAAAUAGAAACUUAGAGACUUAUACUAAAUACAUAAUAAUAUGUUAAUAUAGCUGGUGUAUGCUAUGCAGGUAUCAUAUUUAUUCGUAAAUUUUAUAAUCAUUGACAAAUAUGAGGUGGCAUGAUUAUAGUGUUUCGGUAAAACUACUUAAUUACUUACUCAUCACAAGUAACGCUUAGUUUCGUGUUAUAGAGCGUCUAGAGUUGGCGAAUGCGUCGCUUGCGAGCAUGUUGGGAACUGCGCACUAACUGUAUAUAAAACAAGUUCACGCGCAGUUAGUGAUGCGCUCAAGAGCGGUGCAUUCUUUAGGUCAGAAUGUUCUAUAAGGAAAACAUUAAUUAAUUUUAGUAAGUAAGUGAAGAUUGUUUUAAGUAAUUUAGUAUUUGAAUAUUACAAACUUAUAGGCUGCUAAUGGUAACUUCAAACAAUCUUCAGAUUUCAAUGGGAAAAAAUUACUAAGAUGUGAUUAUAAAUCUUAAUGCCAACAUAAUAAAUGAAAAUGUCGAUUGGUAUCUCGUAACUGUAAAUGUUUUUUUUUUUUAUUACAAUUGACAUGUUUCUAUUCUGUAGUGUAACAUGGACUUAUAUAAUUUAGAUGUUUAUUAUUAUUAUUGAAUAGGAAUAAAAUACGAAUAAAUACGAUAAA